AUGCGCCGUGUGGGGACCCAGGCGCCUGCGCGCUGGGGGGGCUGUUUUGGCGGGCGGCGGGCGUUGCGCAGAAGCGGCGUCUGCUCUGAGGGCCUGCGAGAAGGGGGAGUCGGUGCCGUGCCGGACCCGCUUCGUACCCAGGAAUUGGGUGGCCUUGGUGCAUUAGGUGGAACUUCCUGCGCUAUGGGAAAGAAAACCAAGAGGACAGCAGAUAGUUCGUCCUCUGAAGAUGAGGAGGAGUAUGUUGUGGAGAAGGUGCUAGACAGGCGUGUUGUGAAGGGUCAAGUGGAGUAUCUUCUCAAGUGGAAAGGAUUCUCUGAGGAACACAACACUUGGGAACCCGAGAAGAAUCUGGACUGCCCCGAGCUGAUUUCUGAGUUUAUGAAAAAAUAUAAAAAAAUGAAGGAGGGUGAGAACAACAAAUCAAGAGAGAAAUCCGAAAGCACAAAGAGGAAAUCCAGCCUCUCCAACAGCGCCGAGGACAUCAAAACCAAAAAGAAGAGGGAGAGCAACGAUAUUGCCAGGGGCUUUGAAAGAGGAUUAGAGCCAGAAAAGAUCAUCGGUGCCACAGACUCCUGUGGAGAUUUAAUGUUCUUAAUGAAAUGGAAAGACACAGAUGAAGCAGACCUGGUCCUAGCAAAGGAAGCCAAUGUGAAAUGCCCGCAGAUUGUGAUAGCGUUUUAUGAGGAGAGACUGACCUGGCACGCGUAUCCAGAGGACACGGAAAACAAAGAGAGAGAAGCAGCGAAAAGCUAAAGCGCCGUCCUGGGCCAUCCUUAGCUGUACAUACACAUCCCCCCGACCCGACCACAUCCAUUGAAAUGUGCUUAUUACUGUGCUCCCAGGAGAAACCUUGUUAUUGGUUCAGUCAUAACAUAAAUGGUUUGCUUC
Messenger RNA from Emys orbicularis (European pond turtle), 891 nucleotides. It is a transcript of the gene CBX5, whose product is annotated as chromobox 5. Gene Ontology annotation, biological process: chromatin organization; negative regulation of transcription by RNA polymerase II. Gene Ontology annotation, molecular function: chromatin binding. Gene Ontology annotation, cellular component: pericentric heterochromatin; nucleus. The coding region runs from base 1 to 756 and encodes 251 amino acids. The transcript has 5 exons. NCBI's taxonomy places the organism in Eukaryota, Metazoa, Chordata, Testudines, Emydidae. The record is from RefSeq and is a predicted model, not a curated record.